GUCGCUGUUAUCAGCGCCGUUACAACUUCCUACCAUGAAUUAGGGUUACUGGUUAGCGCAAACCUGCAAAAUAUUAUAUUGUACAAUUUAUUAAUGUGCAAUAAUGCAUGUGGUGCACUCGGUGGCCAUCGACGGCAACAGCAGCAACAACAACAAUAAGUACUAACAGUCAACAACAACUCCGCCGUGAUCACGAACCGAUCUUGACGCCAAAAACUGAAAAACAGAGACGCAAAUGGCGGGGUUGUUGAAUAACAUCCGCCUCAGGGUAACUAGAUCGUGGUUGGGAUAAUAUAUCAAAUCAUAUGCGCGACCCGUUUUUUUAUUCUUCUGAAAUCCCCGUACGAUGAGCAUUUACAAAAAGGUCGACUUUUACGAGCUGUGCCGGCUCUGCAUGUGCGUAGGCGGCAAGAAACACCAUUUAUUCAAGAGUCAGGAGAGCAGCGAUCGGCAGCUACAGCUCAAACUGAAAAAGUGUAUACCUUUGCAGAUCAAAGAAAGUGAUACUUUACCAAAAGGAGUAUGCGAAAACUGUAUAGCAAAAAUGGAAGAAUUGUACGAUUUUAUAGACCAAUGUGUAAAUACUGAAUCUAUGUUAAAAAGUUACUGUGCAACUUUAAGUAUUUCUGAUCAAGCAAAAUGCCAAGGAAAAGUUUAUGUACGAGAAUCUUUAGAAAAUAAUUCUGUAAGUACAAAGAAAAACAAUAGCUCUGAUCAUUCAUCAUCUAUGCUUACGAUGCAAAGCCUGUCAAAUCUUGUUCAGUCUGGUUCAAUACAAAUAGUAAAUGAUAUAAACAGUAAAUAUCAAGAUUUCUGUAAAUAUGACAAUAUGCAGCAAGUUAUAACUAGUACAACUAAUGGAGUUGAAUCCAUGAAGUACAAUUAUACAAUAGCCAAUAAUUCAAAUCAGUCAGUUCAAACAGAUUCAUCUAAUGAAGAAAAUGAUGCCAGUGAAAAUGUUCAAACCAUUUACUCUAUGCCUGAUAUUCCUAGUUCAGAUAAAGAAGAUUCUGAAAUUAACAUAAAUUCUUUAAGUUAUGUGACUCCAUUAACUGUUGAACCAGAGAUGCUUCAUUUUCAAUUUAAUAAAUCUGAUAAUGAUCAAGAUUCCGAUUUGGAUAAUAGUAAGUCUAAUGAUAAAACUUAUAUGAAUGGGUUUUUACCCACGGAUGGAGCUCUUGCAUCAUGCACUGCAUGUGGGAAAGUAUUAGAAUCUGAGGAAGAAAUUGUUAUGCACAGUCAGAUGUGCAAAGCUAUGAACAAUAGAAGUGUUUCUAAUUUGCCAACAAGAAGUGCAAGAGAUAUGAUGCCUCCAAGAUUUCCUUGUGAUGUCUGUGAGAAAAAGUUUAAAAGGAAAGAGCAUUUAAUUCAACACAGGAAACUCCAUACUGGGGAACGACCAUACAGUUGCGAGACAUGCUCUAAAUCAUUUAGUCGUAAAGAACAUCUUAUGCGUCACAUGUUGAGUCAUACAGGUCAACGAUUGUAUGGUUGUGAUUUGUGUCAUAAACAUUUUAGUCGUAAAGAUAAUCUUCACAAACAUCGAACCACACAUGGAGUGACUGGACCUCUUGUCUGUGAAGUUUGUGGUAAAUCAUUUAUUGUAAAACACUAUUACGAUAUGCAUAUGGCAACACAUGAUGUUGAGGAUAAUCAGUUACCAUAUGCAUGUGACAUAUGCAAAAAACGGUUUGCUACAAGUCAAUUUUUAGUUGCACAUCAGUUCAAACAUCAGACCAAAGGUUGUACUAAUAGUCUUAAAUCGGAGUCUGGAUCCAUUAUUGGAAAAUUGCAAAAUGAAUUACAGGUUGAUCUUCAAAGGAAGCAAAAUCAACUAUCUAAUGUGCCAAAUACAAAUACAUAUCAAGUAUCUUACGAAGAAAAUAAUUCGUAAAUAAUAACAAAAAGGUCUAAAUCCCAAAAUGUUCAGGUUUUCAGGGUGAUAAUUAUGGGUUCCUACAAACACUAGUUUUAGAUUUUAGUCAUAUUAUUUUGUACUUGUAUGUUACAUUUUAAUUAUUGUCACACUACACCAAAUUUUAUGACUAUUGAAAGAAUGACUCAAGAUUUUAAGUUAUUUUUGUGUAGAAUAAUUAUUUUUUUAAUUUUUGGUGGUUUUGCCAAUUAUUAUUUUUUUAGAAAAUCAAAACAUUAGUAAAUUAUGUUUACAAUUAACUUUAGUGCCUUUACAUUUAAAUUAUAUUUUAUGGUACAAUAUAAUCAACUUAAUCUGAGGACAGAUCCUAUAUAAACAUAUCACAGUGUAAAUGGUUGAAUGUUCCAUACAUAUCCACAUUUUGGAGUUUUUU
Myzus persicae (green peach aphid) is the source of this 2309-nucleotide messenger RNA. Its product is annotated as zinc finger protein 436-like. Gene Ontology annotation, molecular function: zinc ion binding; DNA-binding transcription factor activity; RNA polymerase II cis-regulatory region sequence-specific DNA binding. Bases 347 to 1894 code for a protein of 515 amino acids. Lineage: Eukaryota; Metazoa; Arthropoda; Insecta; Hemiptera; Aphididae. Gene Ontology annotation, cellular component: nucleus. The transcript is spliced from 9 exons. The record is from RefSeq and is a predicted model, not a curated record. Gene Ontology annotation, biological process: regulation of transcription by RNA polymerase II.